Molecule: messenger RNA, 3012 nt
Organism: Saimiri boliviensis boliviensis (Bolivian squirrel monkey)
Lineage: Eukaryota; Metazoa; Chordata; Mammalia; Primates; Cebidae
Biological process (GO): regulation of DNA-templated transcription
Molecular function (GO): RNA polymerase II cis-regulatory region sequence-specific DNA binding; DNA-binding transcription factor activity, RNA polymerase II-specific
Source: RefSeq, a predicted model, not a curated record
AUUUCUCGCGUCCUCCGUACUUGGUUUCGCUUCGCCGGUCCCAGAGGCCCGGAGUGGCUCGACUGCACCCUGUGUGGCGCUGUUCCCUGUGCCGGCCUUGGGAUCCGGAGGGAGGAAGCCGGGAUACCCGGGAGCCAGGAAAUGGACUUGGUGGCGUUUGAGGAUAUAGAUGUGAACUUCACCCAGGAGGAGUGGGCUUUGCUGGAUCCUUCCCAGAAGAAUCUCUACAGAGAUGUUAUGUGGGAAACCAUGAGGAAUCUGGCCUCUAUAGGGAAGAAAUGGAAGGACCAGAACAUUAAAGAUCACUACAAACACCAAGGGAGAAACCUAAGACGUCAUAUGGUAGAAAGGCUCUAUCAAAGUAAAGAUGGAGGAAUUUUUAGCCAGUUUGCAAAUCAUAAUCUGAGCAAGAAAAUUCCUGGAGUGAAACUAUGUGAAAGCAUUGUAUAUGGAGAAGUCAGCAUGGAUCACUCAUCCCUUAAUAGACACAUCAGAGAUCAUAGUGGACGUGAACCAAAGGAAUAUCAGGAAUAUGGAGAGAAGUCAGAUACACGUAAUCAGCGUUGGAAACCCUUCAAUUCUCACCACUCCUUUCGAACACAUGAGAUAAUUCACACUGGAGAGAAACUCUAUGAUUGUAAGGAAUGUGGAAAAACCUUCUUUUCUCUCAAAAGAAUUAGAAGACACAUAAUCACACACAGUGGCUAUACACCAUAUAAAUGUAAGGUGUGUGGGAAAGCUUUUGAUUAUCCCAGUAGAUUUCGAACACAUGAAAGAAGUCACACUGGAGAGAAACCCUAUGAAUGUAAGGAAUGUGGAAAAGCCUUCACUUGUAUCACAAGUGUUCGAAGACAUAUGAUAAAGCACACUGGAGAUGGACCUUAUAAAUGUAAGGUAUGUGGGAAACCCUUUCAUUCUCUGAGUUCAUUUCAAGUACAUGAAAGAAUUCACACUGGAGAGAAACCCUUUAAAUGUAAGCAAUGUGGUAAAGCCUUCAGUUGCUCCCCAACCUUACGAAUUCAUGAAAGAACCCAUACUGGAGAGAAACCUUAUGAAUGUAAGCAGUGUGGGAAGGCCUUCAGCUAUCUCCCCUCCCUUCGACUACAUGAAAGAAUUCACACUGGUGAGAAACCCUUCGUAUGUAAACAAUGUGGUAAAGCCUUUAGAUCUGCCAGUACCUUUCAAAUACAUGAAAGGACUCACACUGGGGAAAAACCUUACGAAUGUAAGGAAUGUGGGGAAGCCUUCAGUUGUAUCCCAAGUAUGCGAAGACACAUGAUAAAGCAUACUGGGGAAGGAGCUUACAAAUGUAAGGUAUGUGGGAAACCCUUUCAUUCUCUGAGUCCAUUUCGAAUACAUGAAAGAACUCACACUGGAGAGAAACCUUAUAUAUGUAAACAUUGUGGUAAAGCUUUCGUUUCUUCCACAUCAAUUCGAAUACAUGAAAGAACUCAUACUGGAGAGAAACCCUAUGAGUGUAAGCAAUGUGGGAAAGCCUUCAGUUAUCUCAACUCCUUUCGAACACAUGAAAUGAUUCACACUGGUGAGAAACCCUAUGAAUGUAAGCGAUGUGGUAAAGCCUUUAGAUCUUCUAGUUCCUUUCGACUACAUGAAAGGACUCACACUGGACAGAAACCCUAUCAUUGUAAGGAAUGUGGGAAAGCCUAUUCUUGCCGUGCAAGCUUUCAGAGACACAUGUUAACACAUGCUGAAGAUGGACCACCUUAUAAAUCCAUGUGGGAAAGCCUUUAAUGUUCUAGACUCAUGUCGGAUACAUUAAAGUACUCACACUGAAGAGAAGCCCUGUGAAUGUAAAUGAUGUGGCAAAGCAUGAAAUGCUGUUGGUGCCUUUUUUAAUACAUGAAAGAAAUAAUUCUGGAGAGAAGCCAUAUAAAUGUAAGUAACAUGGGAAAGCCUUCAGUCAUUUUAGUUCCUUUCAAAUACAUGAAAGAACUCAUCAUGGAGAAAAACCGAACAAAUCCUUUUUUGAAAGGAACCCAUAUUUGAGAGAAAUCCUGUGUAAAGAGUGUGGGAAAGGUUUUGUUGUCACACAAUCCUGUGACACAUAUGAAUGCAUAGUGGAGAGAACCCUGGUACAUGUAAAGAGUGUGAGAGAGCCUUUAGUCAUUUCACUUCCAUUUGAAGCCAGUAAAGAACACAUAGAAGAGAGAAAGCUCUUGAAUAUAAGCAGUGUUCAAACGUUUUUAGUCAGCCCACAUGUUUUCAGCAACAUGUAAGAAUGUACCCUGGAUCGAAAUACUAUAAAUGUGAAAACCACAAGGAAGGUUUUCCUUUAUAAUACACUUGUAAAGUCAUUUGAGGGCUCUGUGGCUUUGUGGGUUAAAGUACUUGUCUAGCAAACAGGAAAUGCUGGGUGUCAUUUCCCAGCAGGGCCUCACUGGUUGAGGUAUUGAAUUUGAAUAGACUUCAACUCUGGCUGGGUGUGGUGGUUUACACCUGUAAUCCCAGCACUUUGGGAGGCUGAGGCAGGAGGAUUACUUGAGGUCAGGAAUUUGAGACCAGUGUGCACAACAUAGCAAGACCUCAUCUCAAAAAAAAAAAAAAAAAAAAAAAGUCAUUUGAAAACUUCUAAUGUAGCAAAAUCCUAUAAAUGUAAAUACUUCAAAAAGCCUCAUGCAUAGCAGGUCAUGUAGUCUCCAGAAAAUAUAUAACCUGAUGGAAAUGUAGACGUUAUAUGUAUAUUUUGUUAGUGGCUCAUAUUUAAAAUAAUUCCCUGGACUAUGGUUUCAAAUGCUUAAUCUCACAAAGAAAUGUUAAAUUGAUAAAAUCCCGUAAGUAAUUUUAAAGCAAUAGUGCAUGAAUUUCAUAGGUAGCAUUGUUUUAGGUCAGUAAAUAAAAUAUUUGUCUUUCCAUUUUGAACUGUGUUUAAUCCAAUGAAGAUUUAAAUGUGUUUCUCAUAUUUGGGUAUGUUAAAUUGUAUAUGGUUGCUUAAUUGUUCUGUGAUUGAGGACCAUUGAAAAAUAAGUCUUGAUAAAUGUUGGUAAGAACCUA